Sclerotinia sclerotiorum 1980 UF-70 is the source of this 609-nucleotide messenger RNA. RefSeq lists its product as hypothetical. The transcript is spliced from 3 exons. Gene Ontology annotation, biological process: purine nucleotide metabolic process. The coding region runs from base 1 to 609 and encodes 202 amino acids. Gene Ontology annotation, cellular component: cytosol. Gene Ontology annotation, molecular function: GMP kinase activity. NCBI's taxonomy places the organism in Eukaryota, Fungi, Ascomycota, Leotiomycetes, Helotiales, Sclerotiniaceae. The record is from RefSeq and is a predicted model, not a curated record.
AUGUCUCCAACACCCCCAACCACCAACCCCAUCAUCAUCAGCGGUCCCUCUGGCGUCGGCAAAGGAACACUCUAUUCGCGACUCCUAGCCAACCAUCCCGAUCUCUUCACAACCUCCAUUUCGCACACGACGCGAGCGCCGCGUCCGGGAGAAAAACGCGAUGUCGAUUAUUAUUUUGUGCCGAUGGAGGAAUUCGAGGCGAUGAUUGCGAAGGGCGAUUUUGUUGAACAUGCUAUGUUUGGUGGGAAUAGGUAUGGCACCAGUAGGAAGAUGAUUGAGGAGAAGAGGGGGGAGGGGAAGAUUGUUGUGUUGGAUAUUGAGAUGGAGGGAGUUAAACAAAUUCAUUCCCUCAACCCUCCAUUCCCCGCUAGAUAUAUAUUUAUAUCUCCUCCUUCCACAGCAGAUAUGACUGCAUACGAAGUAUUGGAGAAGAGACUCAGGGGAAGAGGAACAGAGAAGGAAGAAUCGAUUCAGAAACGUUUGGCACAGGCAAAGCUCGAAUUGGAGUACUCGAAGACGGAGGGUGUGCAUGAUAAGAUCAUUGUGAAUGAUGAUUUGGAGGUUGCGUAUAGGGAGUUGGAGGAGUAUAUUUUUGGAACGGAGGCUUAG